This is a messenger RNA of Penicillium malachiteum, 444 nucleotides long. RefSeq names its product type II 3-dehydroquinate dehydratase. Gene Ontology annotation, biological process: quinate catabolic process. NCBI's taxonomy places the organism in Eukaryota, Fungi, Ascomycota, Eurotiomycetes, Eurotiales, Aspergillaceae. The transcript has a single exon. The coding region runs from base 1 to 444 and encodes 147 amino acids. The record is from RefSeq and is a predicted model, not a curated record. Gene Ontology annotation, molecular function: 3-dehydroquinate dehydratase activity.
AUGCCUACAAUCCUCCUAAUCAAUGGACCCAACCUCAACCUCCUGGGAACCCGCGAACCCCAUCUCUAUGGCUCAACAACCCUAGCCGACGUCGAAGCCAACGCUAAAAGCCUUGCAAAAACCAAGAACAUCACACUAGAGGCCUUCCAAUCCAACCACGAAGGCGCAAUCGUCGACCGAAUCCAAGAAGCUCGUGGGAAUGUCGAUGCGGUACUCAUCAAUCCCGGUGCACUGACACAUACUAGUGUUGCAGUCCGCGAUGCAUUGCUGGGUGUUUCAAUUCCGUUUAUUGAGAUCCAUAUUACCAAUAUCCAUACUCGGGAGGCAUUUAGACACCACAGCUAUUUCUCCGAUAAGGCAAUUGCUUGUAUCAUUGGGUUGGGGGUUUAUGGCUAUGAAGCUGGAAUUGAGUAUGCGGCUCGCCACUUGGUUCAAAAUGUUUGA